AUGGCCGCUUAUGUAAACCGCACCAUAUCUCUAAUGUCGGGCGACGGGCCCCACAACAGGUCCCCCGUAACGGCGGUGCUGACGGAAAGGGGCAAGCGCAUACCGCUAGAUAAUUCUCCUUUGCAGAUUUUCGUCAAGGCCAAGAAGAAGAUUAACGACAUUUUCGGCGAAAUUGAGGAGUACGUCAAGGAUACGGUGGAUUAUAUGCACGAAGUCGAAAAAGAUGGAAAGAUAGUAAACAGCGACCAAGUGAAAAACACGGAAGAAUAUGUAGGCAAAGUGCACAGCAUCAGAGAUGUAUUGCAAAGGGAUCACAUGAAAGUCGCCUUUUUCGGACGAACGUCGAACGGAAAGAGUUCCGUUAUAAACGCCAUGUUGAGAGACAAAAUCUUGCCGAGCGGUAUCGGGCACACCACCAACUGUUUUCUACAAGUGGAAGGUUCACCAUCUGAUGAACCGUACUUAGUUUUGGAAGGUUCAGAGGAACAUUGCGCCGUAGAAUCGGUAGGACAACUGGCGCAUGCGCUGUGCAAAGAGAAACUCAACGAAUCCUCCUUGGUGAAGGUGUAUUGGCCAAAAAACAGGUGUCUGUUGCUCAGAGAUGACGUGGUGUUUGUGGAUUCCCCCGGCGUUGAUGUAACACCCAAUUUGGACGAAUGGAUAGAUAAACAUUGUUUGGAUGCUGACGUGUUUGUUUUAGUAGCUAAUGCAGAAUCUACCCUUAUGGUUACGGAGAAAAACUUCUUUCAUAAAGUGUCUACCAAGCUAUCGAAACCGAAUAUAUUUAUUUUGAAUAAUAGAUGGGACGCGUCUGCAUCUGAACCGGAAUUUUUAGACCAGGUCCGCAAGCAACACCAAGAACGCGCCGUAGACUUUCUAGUCAAAGAACUAAAAGUUUGCACCCCUAGAGAGGCCGAGGAGCGUAUCUUCUUCAUUUCGGCCAAAGAAGUCUUGCAGGCCAGGAUGUCGGAAGGUAAACCGAUCUCCGUACCGUUGACGGAAGGUUUCCAGACAAGAUACUUCGAGUUUCAGGAUUUCGAAAAGAAAUUCGAGGAAUGUAUCUCCAAAUCGGCCGUCAGGACCAAGUUCGAACAGCAUUCGCAAAGGGGGAAGUACAUAGCUAACGAACUCCGCGACAUCUUGGAAGGAAUCUAUUCGGACGCGCUGAAAUUGAAGGAGGAAAAAUUGGCCGAACGAAAAGAACUCAACGACAAAAUCAAUUACACUGAACAGCAACUGAUGGUGGUUACGCAAGAAAUGAAGAAAAAAAUACACAGUAUGGUCGAGGACGUGGAACAAAGGGUAUCGAAAGCUCUCAGUGAAGAAAUACGCCGCUUAAGCACUCUAGUCGACGAAUUCAACCUGCCCUUCCACCCGGAACCACUGGUACUGAACGUUUACAAAAAGGAACUUCAUUUGCACGUCGAGACGGGUUUGGGUUCGAAUCUUCGAGCGAGAUUAUCGACCGCUCUAGCUCUUAAUAUGGAAUCCAGUCAACGCGAGAUGACCGAAAGGAUGGAAGCGUUGGUGCCGCAGCACCACAAGAUGGCCGGAAACGUUGUCAUGCCCAGGAGGCAGCCGUUCGAGAUUUUGUAUAGGUUGAAUUGCGAUAAUUUGUGCGCCGAUUUUCAUGAAGAUUUAGAGUUUAGGUUCUCUUGGGGCUUAACGAGUCUCAUCCAAAAAUACGCAGGUAGCGGCGCCAAUUUCCUAGCCCUUCGUGGCAAACGCGAAAGUCCCACUAAUUCCCACGCUCCCUCCACCCCCACUGACAUCGUAGACGGCCGAUUAAUCUACACCAGCGCCACCAUCGACGAUUGGUCGUUUCUAUCACGACUGGCCAUCAUGGGAGCUUCUUCGCAGGGUACCAUGGGUGGUCUAGUCGUCGCAGGAUUCCUAUUUAAAACCAUCGGUUGGAGAAUAGUAGCUGUGACCGGUGCGAUAUACAGUUGUCUAUACCUCUACGAACGACUGACGUGGACGAAUAAGGCCAAAGAGAAGUCGUUUAAGAAACAGUACGUCCAGCACGCUUCCAAGAAACUACGAAUGAUUAUCGACCUUACUUCGGCGAAUUGCAGCCAUCAAGUGCAACAGGAGCUCAGCGGGACUUUUGCCAGAUUGUGCCAGGUGGUGGACGACGCCACAACAGUCAUGGAUAAGCAACUAAAAGAAUUGGAAGUCGAGGUUAGCAGUUUAGAAACGGCCGGUAGCAAGGCUAAGGUAUUGAGAAACAAGGCUAACUAUAUAGCGCACGAAUUGGAACUAUUUGAAAAGGCGUAUCUCAAAUUGACUCACUAG
Messenger RNA from Psylliodes chrysocephalus, 2295 nucleotides. Lineage: Eukaryota; Metazoa; Arthropoda; Insecta; Coleoptera; Chrysomelidae. The record is from the annotation of a GenBank genome assembly.